Guillardia theta CCMP2712 is the source of this 1650-nucleotide messenger RNA. RefSeq lists its product as hypothetical. Bases 1 to 1599 code for a protein of 532 amino acids. Gene Ontology annotation, biological process: protein phosphorylation; intracellular signal transduction. Gene Ontology annotation, molecular function: ATP binding; MAP kinase activity. NCBI's taxonomy places the organism in Eukaryota, Cryptophyceae, Pyrenomonadales, Geminigeraceae. The record is from RefSeq and is a predicted model, not a curated record. Gene Ontology annotation, cellular component: nucleus; cytoplasm. The transcript is spliced from 19 exons.
AUGUCCAAGGCGGUAAUGGAGUUGGAAGAACCAGGCGCAUACAUGGUGAAAGGAAUGAAAUGGGUUGUUCCCCAGAGAUACAAGAUUGCUGUGCUCUUGGGCUCUGGGGCAUAUGGUUGCGUUUGCCGCGCCUACGAUGAGCAGGAGAAAAAAGAUGUAGCGAUUAAGAGGUUUGAAGACGUGUUCAUGAGCAAGACAGACGCGCUGAGGAUUCUGCGAGAGAUCGCAAUCCUUCGACGGUUGGAACACAGGAACAUAAUCAAAUUGAUGAAUGUUGUCAAUCCAGCGCAAUUCCCACAGCCGCUGCGUACGCUUUACGUCUUCUUCGAAUACGGAGGGAUGGACCUGCACAAGUUGGCUGCUUCAGACAGAUACCUUGAACUUGAUGAGAUUCAAUUCGUGAUCCGGCAGCUCUGCGAGGGGGUGCGAUACCUUCAUAAUUCCUUCGUGAUUCAUCGUGAUCUGAAGCCAGCAAACAUUCUCAUGUACUCCCCGUUCUGCUCUGAUCCAUGUGUUCUCGUUGACAGUCUUGAUAGCGAGCCGGAACGUCUUCACCUCAAGAUUGCAGACUUUGGAUUGGCAAGGGUCAUGGAGGCAGAUCUCAACGCUCACUCCCACCUCGAGGACGAUUUCGAUCAGACAAUGGGGGUUGACCAGCGGGACGAGGAGGAGGUUGUUGAAGGCGUGAGCGACUUAGCGGUGGACGAUGGCUCCAGCCCUUCGUCUACCAGUGAGGCAGAAUAUGACGAUCGUCCUACACCGCUGCUCCGGCACAUGAGUGAGCAUGUAGUGACAAGGUGGUAUCGAGCUCCCGAAGUCAUCCUCUGCCGGGGACGAUAUUCGAACUCAAUCGACAACUGGAGUGUUGGUUGCAUCAUUGCUGAGCUGUUCAACCUCCACAGCUCAGUGGUGAGUUCUGCCGUCGUCCAUCGCAUCAUCAAGUCUAAAGGGCGAUCGUGUUUCCCGCUGAGCCCGAGCUCAAGAACAUGUUUCAAGAGGCAGGAAGUGACGGACCAACUGAAUGUGAUUUUUGCUGUCACUGGCACACCCUCAAGCUACGAGAUCGAUCAGCUCGACGCUGGAUCAGAAAGCAACGACGUGAAGACGUACCUCCGCCACCUCCAUCCCAAGGGAGCCAUCGUGCUUGGGAACAAGUAUCCGCACAUACCGCAAGAGGGGAUCAAGCUCCUUCAGAGCCUCCUCAAGUUCCUGGCAAGAGAGAGGCUGGACAUGAAAGCUGCUCUACAACACCCGUUCCUGAAUACUUCGACCCCGCGACUUCACCAGCUGGAGAAUCAGCUGAUGGCUGAUCACGACCUGGACAUGCCUCCUGCUCUAGAGCGGUCAAGCUCCGUGUUGACAGCCAAGAACCUCCUGCAGCUGCAGUUGGAGAGCAAGUACAACAAAAGGAAUCACGACGAGGCGGUUGAGAAGCUUUCGAACCUCUUCCGCAACGAGAUCGAAGCCUUCUACGCUGAGUUCGCCAUGCCCAAGAACACGAGGAUAGCGCUUGCCGGGGAGAGGCGCGGGAGUGAAGGGGAUGAGGGCACGUUGAGGUCCUCCAACUCGGAUGAAUUCUCUGACUGCCUUUCGCCUUGAUCGCCUCCAACGACAUUGCAUCUUCAAUAAUGAACCCUCCCUCCUCUCUGG